UGCUCAUAAACAUACACUCACUGUAAUAUGGAGAUGAUUUCAUACGCGGCGCACGGCGAUCGUGUUUUGUGUAGAAUCUAUAAAGAGUUGCAAUGUUUCUUGUCUACCAGUCGGCACGCACUUACCAUCCAUCUUCUUCCCAAGCAUGCCUUCUCAACUCGCGAUGAAGACUGUUUUGGCUUUUUUUGCUUCUGGCGCUUCAGCUUGGGUCAUUGGAACCCAGCAAGCAGAGAACCACCCCAAGCUGACGUGGCAGCGAUGCACCGGCAAAGGUGGCAGCAGCUGUAGCAACGUGAACGGCGAGAUCGUGAUUGAUGCCAACUGGCGCUGGCUCCACGACAAGACUGCUAACAGCUACACCAAUUGCUAUGACGGGAACAAAUGGAACCAGGCCCUAUGCUCUUCCAACAGUGCAUGCACGGCGAAUUGUGCAAUUGAGGGCAGUGACUAUGCUGGAACAUACGGUAUCACGACUUCUGGCAAUCAACUCAAUCUCAAGUUUGUCACAAAGGGGCCUUACUCGACGAACAUUGGGUCUCGUACCUACCUUAUGCAGGAUGCGAACAACUACCAAAUGUUCAAUCUCAUCGGCAACGAGUUCAGCUUCGAUGUUGAUCUUUCUCAAUUGCCUUGUGGCCUCAACGGAGCCCUGUACUUCGUCUCUAUGCCUCAGAAGGGCCAAGGAGCGCCUGGCGCUAAGUAUGGAACUGGAUACUGCGAUGCGCAGUGUGCUCGUGAUCUGAAGUUUAUUGAUGGCAAGGCCAAUGCUGAAGGAUGGACUCCGUCUACCAAUGACGCAAAUGCAGGUGUUGGAAAGUUUGGUGCAUGCUGCGCCGAGAUGGAUGUCUGGGAAGCCAACUCUGUCUCCACAGCCCUGACCCCUCAUUCCUGCAGUCCUGAGGGCUACAGUGUCUGCGAGGGCACCAACUGUGGAGGCACCUACUCUCUCGAUCGCUAUGCGGGAUCCUGUGAUGCCAAUGGCUGUGACUUCAACCCAUACCGUGUUGGUGUCAAGAAUUUUUACGGCAAGGGUAAGACUGUUGAUACCUCGAAGAAGAUGACUGUAGUCACCCAGUUCCUUGGCUCUGGAAGCAACCUUAGCGAGCUGAAGCGCUUCUACAUCCAAGGCGGAAAGGUCAUUCCGCAGCCACAGCCUACCAUCCCAGGCAUGACAGGCAACAGUAUCACUCAGAAGUGGUGCGACACCCAGCAGCAGGUGUUCAAAGAAGAUGUCUACCCGUUCAACAAGUUCGGUGGCAUGGCAUCUAUGGGCAAGGCUAUGGCAGGAGGCAUGACUCUUGUCAUGUCGCUUUGGGACGACCACUAUGCCAACAUGCUGUGGCUUGACUCCUCGUACCCACCGGACAAGGACCCAAACCAACCUGGAGUUGCCCGUGGUGAAUGCCCCAGCUCAGGUGGCAACCCUAAGGAGGUUGAGGCCCAGUUCCCGAAUGCUUCGGUUGCCUUCUCGAACAUCAGAUUUGGCCCCAUCGGCUCGACCUUUGCUCAGCCUUCGGGCACCUAAGUGAGUCGUGAGGGUGCAAAGUCCUUCUUGGAAGCGGAUUU
Messenger RNA from Boeremia exigua, 1566 nucleotides. Its product is annotated as exoglucanase-like protein 1 precursor. Gene Ontology annotation, molecular function: hydrolase activity, hydrolyzing O-glycosyl compounds. The transcript has 6 exons. Gene Ontology annotation, biological process: carbohydrate metabolic process. The record is from RefSeq and is a predicted model, not a curated record. NCBI's taxonomy places the organism in Eukaryota, Fungi, Ascomycota, Dothideomycetes, Pleosporales, Didymellaceae. The coding region runs from base 146 to 1525 and encodes 459 amino acids.